Hordeum vulgare subsp. vulgare (domesticated barley) is the source of this 2211-nucleotide messenger RNA. Its product is annotated as MDIS1-interacting receptor like kinase 2-like. NCBI's taxonomy places the organism in Eukaryota, Viridiplantae, Streptophyta, Magnoliopsida, Poales, Poaceae. The record is from RefSeq and is a predicted model, not a curated record. Bases 1 to 2211 code for a protein of 736 amino acids. Gene Ontology annotation, molecular function: ATP binding; protein kinase activity; protein binding. The transcript has 3 exons. Gene Ontology annotation, biological process: protein phosphorylation.
AUGCCUUGGGUCGUGAGCAACAUCACCCUGCCGGAUGCUGGCAUCCAUGGCCAGCUUGGUGAGCUCAACUUCUCGGCUCUUCCAUUCCUCGCAUAUAUCGACCUUCAUAACAAUAGUCUCCAUGGCGCACUACCAGCUAGUAUCAGCUCCCUGUCAGUACUUUUAGAACUCAACCUUGAGCAGAACCAGCACACAGGGGAAAUUCCUUGUCAGAGUCUAUCCGGUCUUCUUCCUCAAGAAAUAGGACAUCUCACAAGCCUUGUUAAACUUGGGUUAUCUAACAACACAAUUUCAGGACCUUUGCCGGAACAUAUAUGCUCAAGGCGAAGACUUCAGUUUCUUGGUAUAUCUAAUAAUAUGUUCAAUGGCCUAAUUCCAAAGAGUUUAAAGACAUGUACGAGUUUAGUUGAAAUCGACCUUCAGCGGAACCAACUAACAGGAGAUUUAUCUCAGCAUUUCGGUGUGUACCCACAACUAAAAGGCAUGCGCUUGGCCUCGAAUAGACUCUCUGGGAAAAUCUCACCAAAUCUAGCUGCAUGUACCCAACUAACGGUACUACUUCUAUCACAAAAUAUGAUCACGGGUUCCAUACCUCCAGUCCUUUCUAAGUUGUCCAACCUAGAAGAACUAACACUUGAUUCUAAUCAUCUCAGCGGUGAGAUUCCACCAGAAAUCGGCACUUUAGGAAAUCUAUAUAUAUUGAACCUAUCAUCCAACAAACUAUCUGGAUCCAUACCCAUACAGAUACAAAAGCUAAGCAAUCUGGGAUACCUUGAUAUAUCUGGAAAUAGACUGGGUGGAUUAAUACCCGAGGAAUUAGGGGGCUGCAUGAAACUACAAUCCUUGAAGAUGAACGACAACAACUUCCGUGGAAGUUUGCCUGGUGCGAUUGGAAAUUUAGCAGGUUUGCAGAUCAUGCUAGAUGUGAGCAAAAAUAACCUCAGUGGUGUGUUACCGCAGCAACUUGGGAAGUUGGAGAUGCUAGAGUUUCUGAAUUUAUCGCAUAACCAGUUCAGGGGCAGCAUCCCAUCAUCCUUUUCAACCAUGCUGAGCCUUUCAACAGUCGAUGUGUCCUACAAUGACUUGGAAGGACCAAUCCCAACAACAUGGUUACUCCAAAAUGCUUCACCAAGUUGGUUUAUUCCCAAUAAAGGUAUGUGUGGCUACCUCUAUGGCCUGCCACCUUGUUAUUCAACUCCAGUAGCUGGUCACCAUAAACGGAAGACACUUGAUUUGCUCUUGCCAAUUGUUAUGGUGGCGGUUUUCUGCAUUGUUGUUAUAAUAAUGCUUAGUCGUAACAAGAGAAAACCACAAGAAAGUGUAAAUGUUGAAGGAAGGGACCUAUUCUCAGUUUGGAAUUUUGAUGGAAGAUUAGCAUUUGACGAUAUUGUAAGGGCAACAGAUGACUUCAAUGAUAAGUACAUUGUUGGAAGAGGAGGAUACGGGAAAGUCUAUAAGGCACAACUCCAAGACGGGCAGAUAGUUGCUGUGAAGAAGCUGCAUCAGAGCGAAGAGCAGUUUAAUGACGAUAGAAGAUUUCACAAUGAAAUGGAAAUCUUAUCACAGAUUCGACAACGAAGCAUUGUCAAAAUGUAUGGAUUCUGCUCCCAUUCAGCGUAUAAAUUUCUUGUCUAUGACUACAUUCAGCACGGAAGCCUCCACGUGACAUUGGAAAAUGACGAAGUUGCAAAGGAAUUAGAUUGGCAAAAGAGAAUUGCUCUUGCAAAUGAUGUGGCUCAGGCAAUAUCUUAUUUGCACCAUGAAUGCAGUCCACCUAUAAUCCAUCGAGAUAUCACGAGCAACAACAUCUUACUUGAUACAACCUUCAAGGCUUUUGUCUCAGAUUUUGGCACAGCAAGGAUUCUUAAGCCCGAUUCAUCAAACUGGACUGAACUAGCAGGAACAUAUGGCUACAUAGCUCCUGAACUGGCGUACACGUUUGUUGUGACAGAGAAAUGUGACGUCUAUAGCUUUGGUGUGGUUGCGCUAGAGCUAGUGAUGGGCAAGCACCCAAGGGAUCUAUUAAAUGGUAUGUCAAGCGUGGAACAAGCUAUGUUGGUGAAAGAUAUUCUGGACCAACGACCAACACCACCAACAACAACAGAAAAUAAAAGCUUAGCUCUGCUCAUCAAGCUGGCCUUUUCUUGCUUGGAAUCUUCUCCACUAGCAAGGCCAACCAUGCAGGAGGCAUACCAAACACUCAUCCAGUGA